Drosophila pseudoobscura is the source of this 453-nucleotide messenger RNA. RefSeq lists its product as uncharacterized. The record is from RefSeq and is a predicted model, not a curated record. The transcript has a single exon. Lineage: Eukaryota; Metazoa; Arthropoda; Insecta; Diptera; Drosophilidae. The coding region runs from base 1 to 453 and encodes 150 amino acids.
AUGAAGUUCCUGCUGGCCCUCACCUUGGCUGUAGUAAUUGCCCACGUGGCGGUGGCUCAAACUACGAUCGAUCCGGAUUAUCAGUACGAAGAUAGCACUGGCGAUUAUGCUGACGAGGAUUAUUCCCAGGACGCGGUAGAUGACUCCAGCACCGACGGGGCAGAGGACACCGCAGACGGCGAUGAUGCUGGCGGUGACGAUUCGGAAGACACCUACACGGACACGGAAGCCGCCACUGUUGCCCCAACGCCAAAGCCAAGCCCGAAAAAGGCCAAGAAAAACGCUGCCGCCAGGAACAAAAAGAAGAACAACGUGCGCAGGGGCAACACCGUGGCAGCCAAGCGACGCGCCGCAGCGGCCAGGAAGCAGGCCGCUGCCAAGAAGCAGACACCUGUUGCAGCCAAGAAGCGGAUCAACGCCGUUGCCAAAAGAAAUCGCAGGCGAUCUGGUUAA